Molecule: messenger RNA, 827 nt
Organism: Aricia agestis (brown argus)
Lineage: Eukaryota; Metazoa; Arthropoda; Insecta; Lepidoptera; Lycaenidae
Product: tRNA (guanine-N(7)-)-methyltransferase
Exons: 6
Coding region: 111-827 (238 amino acids)
Biological process (GO): tRNA methylation; RNA (guanine-N7)-methylation
Cellular component (GO): tRNA methyltransferase complex
Molecular function (GO): tRNA (guanine(46)-N7)-methyltransferase activity
Source: RefSeq, a predicted model, not a curated record
AUUGUGUUGUAAAUUGGUUGCGAAGAAAAUAACCUCUAAACUGUAGCUAGAAACAUUUUUCAUAAUCUAAUUUAUUAUUUAAUGGAAAAUACUAUGUUUACUGCCUAAAUAUGGCUUUACCACAAAAGAAGUUUUAUAGGCAACGAGCACAUUCUAAUCCUAUAGCAGAUCAUUGUUUUGAAUAUCCAGCUCAUCCAGAUGAUUUUGAUUGGACAGCUUUGUAUCCUGUUGUAAAAUCUGAAGACCAGAAGAAAGUAGAGUUUUUAGAUGUUGGAUGUGGUUAUGGAGGUCUUCUGGUAACAUUGUCACCUAUGUUUCCUGAACAAUUGAUGCUAGGACUAGAGAUACGAGUGAAAGUAUCCGAUUAUGUAAAUGACAGGAUCCAAGCAUUAAGGAUACAAAGCCCUGGACAGUAUCAGAACAUAGCAGUUCUCAGAACUAACGCAAUGAAGUAUCUACCCAACUUCUUCUACAAAGGACAGUUGAAAAAAAUGUUCUUUCUGUAUCCAGAUCCACAUUUUAAGAAAGCAAAACAUAAGUGGAGGAUUAUAAACAAGUGGCUACUUGCAGAGUAUGCUUACAUACUUGCAGAAGGAGCUAUAGUGUACACAAUAACAGAUGUAAAGGAUUUGCAUGAAUGGAUGGUUACCCAUUUUGAAGAACACCCCCUGUUUCAAAGAAUUUCUGACAAAAAUUUGGAGUCUGAUCCAGUUGUCGAGAAGCUGUAUGAAAGCACAGAGGAAGGGCAAAAAGUAACAAGAAAUAGUGGAGAUAAAUUUCUUGCAGUGUUCAAGAGAAUAUCUGACAGCAAUAUAAUUACUAAAUAA